Recurvomyces mirabilis is the source of this 1815-nucleotide messenger RNA. RefSeq lists its product as uncharacterized. Gene Ontology annotation, molecular function: phosphorelay sensor kinase activity; histidine phosphotransfer kinase activity. Gene Ontology annotation, cellular component: plasma membrane. The coding region runs from base 1 to 1815 and encodes 604 amino acids. Gene Ontology annotation, biological process: protein autophosphorylation; signal transduction. NCBI's taxonomy places the organism in Eukaryota, Fungi, Ascomycota, Dothideomycetes, Mycosphaerellales, Teratosphaeriaceae. The transcript has 4 exons. The record is from RefSeq and is a predicted model, not a curated record.
AUGUCAAUGCAAUAUGACAGCUUCGAAGAUCCCUUCGAUCAGCCAUGGAUAGGCUGUUGUAGCUUUCCAAGAAGUGACGGCCUGAAUGAUCUUGCCCUGAACCACUGGAGGAAGGCUCGGCAGUAUCGCGAACAUCCAGAGACUGCUGAUGAAUACUAUAAGCAAGGCUACUCGCCACACUUUAUGAUUGUGAGCGACGCUAAGAACAACCGAGACUAUACCGACCGUGCGUUCGUGAGUCGAUCAACCAGUCUUCGCUUCUACUGCUCCGUACCAAUCCGCGACGGCAAUGGUUCGGUUCUCGGAGCUCUCUGCAUCCUCGACGACAUACCUCGUUAUGGCGUCAGUGCUGCGCAGAUGCAAUUCCUCGAAGAUAGCGCCGAGACUAUCACUUCUCAGCUCGCCACAGCAGUGGCCACAGCAAGACAGCAAGGCAGUGAGAGGCUUAUCAAAGGCUUGGGCUUGUUCAACAGCCACAAGAGCUCACUACGAGACUGGUGGCUUAGCCAGGACAAUGAGCGCCUACGCCGCGGUGGUCGAUACCAAGCCGAGAACGAUCAAUCUGACAAUCGCCAAGCACGACUCGAUCAUGAAUUCGGCGUUCAGGGCAGUCACGACCGGACUGCCGCUGCUCUGCGCCGCGCGCGCCGUGGAGGCGGCACUUCGGAGCAUUUUCCAGAUGAGGAUGCUCCACCGCACAUGUCACAAACUACGGAGACAAACAUGAAUGCUAACCACGCCCGCAUGACACAGCAUGUCUCGGGGACCGACUUUGGCCCUGUUAGCCAAGACACAGAAACGCCGUCUUCGUCGCAUGCUGCAACUUCUGCUCCAGGCGAUAGCACUGGGUACACCACAUCUGACAACUCGGUUCCCAACAAAGAUGGGACAAGCCCGAGGAAUUCUGACAUGGCUGGGAAUAUCUCCAACGCUUAUGCUCGAGCCAGCAAUUUGAUCUGCGAAGCUAUGCGUGCUGAAGGCGUGGUGUUUGUUGAUGCACGUGCAGCGUCAGCGACCCUGAAGAAGCCGCCUAGGAAGCUCGCCCGUAGUUCAACCGACGCCACUUCCUCGAAUCAAAGUGACACUGGGCCUAGCAGUCUGAGCGACGACAAUUUCUCUGAUCACGGCCAAAGUACGAGGCUCUGCCGCAUAUCAGGGUUCGCCACUCGCAAUUCGUCCUCUUUGUAUGGGUCUCGGGCCUUCUCCUCUCGCCGCAUGGCUCUUCAAGAGGCUGAGCUACAGAGCUAUAUCAGGCGCUACCGCCGGGGCAAAGUAUUCAACUUCGCGGACGCCGAUAUGAUAUACUCUAGCUCCGGCGAAGAUCCAUCAAAUGUAUCAAGCGAAGACAACAGCCAGCGAUCGAAUUCGAGUGGUCCUCGAAAGACGCGAGCAUCACGUGAUGCAGCUCGACUCGGCAAAAUCAUGGGCGGUGCUCAGACUAUCGCUUUCCUACCGGUAUGGGAUGAUGCCUCUGAUAGCUACAGCUCCUGCGCGUUUGUGUGGAGCACAAUGCCAUUACGAUACUUCGAUGCUGAAGAGGAUCUCACCUAUAUUGCCGCUUUCAGUCAUAGCUUGACCGCUGAGAUUGCUCGGCUGGAAGCUGUAGCUUCUGAUGCGGCCAAGAGUACCUUCAUUUCUUCUAUAUCUCAUGAAUUGCGGUCGCCUUUACAUGGCGUGCUCGCCGGCGCUGAGCUGCUGCAGGAUACUGAUCUCUCCCGCUUUCAACAAGACAUGAUAUCCACAAUUACCAUGGCGGGCAGGGCUCUACUUGAUACGUGCGUGUCACAAUUCCUCAGCCUUGGGUACCCACGCUAA